Molecule: messenger RNA, 1035 nt
Organism: Mesorhabditis belari
Lineage: Eukaryota; Metazoa; Nematoda; Chromadorea; Rhabditida; Rhabditidae
Source: the annotation of a GenBank genome assembly
AUGGCUGGAGGAUGUGUGGAUAACUUGAGCUCAACCCUUUGUCCACCCGCGCUUCGGGAUAUUAAGAACGGAAACAUCGUCGCCUGUAAGUCGGCCUGUGAGGCUUUCAAGACUGAUAAGUACUGUUGCCGUGGAGCUCACAACACUUCAGACACUUGCCCGCCCAAUCAAUACGGUCAACUCUUUAAGAAAGCCUGUCCUGGUGCAUACAGUUAUGCGUAUGAUGAUCGCACAUCGACCUUCGUCUGCCGGGGAAACAAUGGACCAAGCCCCGCCUACACCGUUCAAUUCUCGUCGCCUGUAUUUAAACUAGAAGAGAGAAAUCCUGUCCGUCUUUCUAUUGAUGGCUACUGGCUUCUCCCGGAUGAGUUACUCAAUGGAACUGUUUCUCUUGACGAUUUGAAAGUCUACGUCAAAAAUGAACAAGGUGUGAAGAGGCGAGUUCAUUGGAAAGCUGCUCAUCAUGAACAAGUUGAAAAAGUUUACACAAUUUUCGCAAAAUUGGACAUCACGAGCGAUGACGAGAGUCUGGAGAUUCGUGUGGAAAAGGAGGGGAUAAAGAGUGAAACCGUUCAUCUCCAACUCAAUCCCGCUUUUUUCAAUGGAACGGCGUUAAACGGAAAGAGUUUCUCUCAAAAUCUUAGCUUUAAUAUCAUUCGAAAGAAGAGAUUGUUGACGUCGGGACGCAAUGGAGAGUGUCACUGUGUGGAAAAGAAUUGUGCUUGCUGCCAGGAAAUCGUUUUUCCAAACUUCAAUCAUGGUGUUUGUGUGAACAUCUCGUACAAUCCACUCACAAUCGGGAUGGAUCUCUCAAUCGGCGUUGAUGGGCAUUAUUAUACGUAUGAAAUCUCAGCCCGUAAUCCGCCACCAAUUUGUCUUGAUUUCCCUUAUACAAGAGAGGUUCUUUCACUGUGCAUUGCGUUUGAAGAGAUAGAUUUAACGAGAAAGCAUUUGGCUGGUUGUGUCGAGCUUGAAGCUGAGUUGAUCCAUCUGAGAGUGCUACGGGAGAAGCUUGGCUGCUUCGAUAUUCCGAUU